Messenger RNA from Hemiscyllium ocellatum (epaulette shark), 7438 nucleotides. RefSeq names its product minichromosome maintenance complex component 3 associated protein (gene mcm3ap). Bases 137 to 6112 code for a protein of 1991 amino acids. Gene Ontology annotation, cellular component: cytoplasm; transcription export complex 2; nucleus. Lineage: Eukaryota; Metazoa; Chordata; Chondrichthyes; Orectolobiformes; Hemiscylliidae. The transcript is spliced from 29 exons. Gene Ontology annotation, biological process: mRNA export from nucleus. The record is from RefSeq and is a predicted model, not a curated record. Gene Ontology annotation, molecular function: RNA binding.
UUUUCGUUCCGGGUGCGGUGACCGGAAGGGAAGGAAGAGGGGGGUCGGACCAUGUUUACGUUGGGCGGUAAUGGCGGCGCAGCGCUGAGCUGAGCUGAGCUUCGUUGUCGGGGCUGAAUUUACUGAGGGCGUUGCCAUGGAUCCCGCGGGCAAGCUGCCCCCUCCCGCCUUCUUUCAGAAAGGUGACGGCGGCUUCCAGGGCCAGCAGGAUGCCCCUUUCUCCAAGGCGGGGGAGCUGGCUGGGCCGCGGGCUCCGGCCAUCCUCGGCCCCUCCUUCAGCUUUAAACCCCACGGCCCCUUCCCGGCUCCCCUCAACUUCGGCGCCCCGAUGGCCUCCGCGUUCGGGCAGGUCGAGGACCGCUUGCGAGGGUUCGGGAGGCCGAGCGCCCCCCGGCCGCGGGCUGGCGGGCUGGACGCCAAGCCGCCGUCCAGCAGGCGGCCUCCGUUUUACUUCUCGCAGCCCCUGAGCGGCAGGGAAAUGGCCCUCUUCGCCCCUCCACAGUCCGCAGGCGGCCCCUCCUUCAGUUUCUCCCAGCCGACCAGCAGCGCGACCCCCUCCCCCCUCUACAGGUUGCCCCGGCCGCCUGCCGCUGUCGGUGUGCCGAGCGCCUUCAGCUUUUCGCAGCCGGCGGCCAUGAGCACCGCUCCCGGGGGCUUUCGCUUCGUCCAUCCCAGCCCCGGCAACAGCUCAGCCCCGUUCACCUUUUCUCAGCCGAGCUCGGCCGUCCCCGUCGACCACUCUGCGUCCAACAAGAAAGUGGCUGGUGAAGAAAAAGCAACUCCGAAGUCGGGCUUUGGAGGGACUGACCCAACGUCGCCGGGCUGUCAUGAGGGGAAACGCAGUGCAGCGGCGACCACUGCAACCCCAACAAAGUUUGGGCUCACUCCCAAACACGAAGGGCAGGAGGGACAGCUGACGCCCAGGAAGGGGAUGAAAAGGAAAGACAAGCGAGACCGGUCACCAUACCAGCUUGAGCACAGCGCUGCUAAAGAACAAGUCACAGAACCCAAAAACAGCCCAUCUCAAAGGAAACGGCUGUCGAAGGUCACGCCAUCAGCGGGAGUCUUCAGCCGCACGCUUCAAGAUGUGUUGAAGGGCAGCAAGAGGGAGUCAAAAAGAGUCAGCACACCUUCAGAAAGUGAAACGAUCGAAAAGUUAAAGCUGUUAUCUGAGACAAGCAUCCCUUUGGAGUGGCCUGCUCCAUUGAGAAAAGAACCAAGAAAGAGAGUCAGAGAUGAUUUUGCCAGCAGAUUUUGCUCUCGGAGGCUACGUCGUAGGGACAGCACGGACAGUCUAUCCGGUGUUCCUUUGUCAGACCUCACCACGAUCCAGUGCAAAAAUGUCCCAGUAGAUUUGAAUACAAAGGAGAUCAUUAAGAAACACUUCUCGCAGUUUGGCAAGGUGCAGCGGGUAUAUUGCCAAACCAAUAAGGGACUGGCAGUGGUUCACUUCUCUGAUCACGCGUCAGCGUCCAAUGCAAAGAGAAAAGGAAAAACUCUUCACAAGAAACAGAUUGAAAUAUUUUGGCAACGGAAAAAGAACAGUCCUGGGAAAAAGUCUUCACUGGAAAAAGAAGUACUGAAAGGCAAUGAAGAGAAACACAGCAAGGAUAAGGUUAACUUAGAACAGUCAUCUCCACGCAAUCCAUCGCCAAGAUCAUCUUCUGGAGCUCCUGUGAGCAAGUCGCCUGUGAAGAAACCAUCUGCUUUGAAGACUCUGCAGUCAGAGAAAGAAUCUCAGGAUCCACAAGAGACUGAAGAUCAGGUAUCAAUUCCUGAACAUGUGGGGGCACUACCUUCCUCCCUCAGUCAUCUAACUGGUACAGUUGCCAUCACUGCUGAAGACAAAUACAGGGUACUUGACCAGAGGGACAAGUUAAUGAGACAAGCUCGAGUGAAAAGAACUGAGCUGGAGAAGGCAAAAGCUGUUGUGGGGACAUGUUUGGACAUGUGUCCAGAGAAAGAGCGUUACAUGAGGGAGACAAGAUACCAACUUAGCUCUUUUGAGACUAUUCCUGGCACUGAUAAGGUUAGCCAUGAAGCUGCCAUCAAAGAAUAUAGCAGGUCAUCUGCCGAUCAGGAAGAACCUUUACCCCAUGAGCUUCGGCCUGCUCCUGUCCUGAAAAUGACCAUGGAUUAUCUUGUGACAAAGAUCAUGGAUUUGGGUGAAGGCAAUUACCGGGAUUGGUAUGAUUUUGUAUGGAAUAGAACUCGUGGAGUAAGAAAGGAUAUUACUCAGCAGCAUCUCUGUAAUCAGCUGACUGUGGCACUUAUUGAGAAAUGUACACGGUUCCACAUCCACUGCAGUCAUCACCUUUGUGAGGAGCCAAUGUUCUCCUAUGAUGCCAAAAUAAAUGAUGAAAAUCUGACUAAGUGCUUGCAAAGUCUAAAAGAAAUGUACCAGGACUUGGCAACUAAGGAUACCUACUGUGAGAAUGAGGCAGAGUUUCGAGGCUACCAUGUGCUACUCAAUCUCAAUGAGGGAGAUAUUCUCCGAGAAGUCCAGCAGUUGCGUCCAGUUGUCCGGAACUCCCCAGAGGUGAAAUUGGCAGUCCAGGCCUUUGCUGCUCUUAACAACAACAACUUUGUGCGGUUUUUCAAGCUGGUUAGAUCAGCCUCUUAUCUCAAUGCUUGCAUAUUGCACCGUUACUUCAAACAGGUACGUCGUGAGGCUUUGAAGACUUUGACUUUUGCAUUCACAGUCAGCUCUCAGCGAUCUACAAUGUUUCCAAUAGAGACUCUUGUUCGAAUGUUGCUAUUUAAAGAUUGUGAGGAGGCAGAAGAAUUCACCAGGGAUUAUGGUCUAAGUUUAAAUGAUGGAUGUGUUGAGUUGAACCGAUCAGCGUUAUCUGAUCCAGAUUAUCCAUUGUUGCCCAAGAAGUCCCUGUUUAUUGAUCAGAAACGGACUACACUGAUUGGGGAGGUCGUGAAUGGAGGACCUCUACCAUUAUUUACACCACACACCCCUGUUUUGAGCUUUGACACUCAAGGGCGAUAUAUUGGGGAGAGCCGUGAGUCAAACAUUGCUGGCCAGAAACCAAUCAUGAGUGAAGAAGGUGGUCAAGAAGCAGCAAAGAAAGUUGAAACUCCACUUAUUACCUCGUCUGUACCACUAGGGAACCAAACUUCAGCCCAAGAAAUGCCUGCUGUCGCACAGUGCUCUCCGUCAUCGCCAUUGCCUCAGGUUGCUGCUCCAGUGGUUGCAAUGGUGCCUAUCGUCCCUCAGGUGCCUGUUGUGCCUAUCGUCCCUCAGGUGCCUGUUGUGCCUAUCGUCCCUCAGGUGCCUGUUGUGCCUAUCGUCCCUCGGGUGCCUGCUGUGCCUAUCGUCCCUCGGGUGCCUGCUGUGCCUAUCGUCCCUCGGGUGCCUGCUGUGCCUAUCGCCCCUCAGGUACCUGCUGCACCUCCACCCAAGCCUCAACCAGUCUAUUCUGAAAAGAUGAUAGUUGAAGUCGUCAAAGAUGUGGUAAAUGAUAUAGUGAAGGAUGUUCUCCGUGUGGAGUGUAAAGAACUGGCAAAAGCAGGGUCAGCUUUUGCUGCUGAAGCCAUCAGUUUGUCAAACAGAUCAUCGGAGGAGCUGAUAGCAGAAGUUACCAAGGAUAUGCUGAUGCAGACUUCAUCUGAGGAGCUUCAGGCAGAGAGACAGAGGAUUGAAGAUGAAAAACGCAGAAUUGAACAGGCCAGAUUGAAGAAGGAACGGGAGUUGUGGAAGAGCCAGUACAGUCAAACACUGUGUGAGGAAAUUACAGAGCAAGUUGUGGAUUACUCUGUAAGGAAAUGUGCUAUUCAGGAGCUAAGGCUUGCAGUGGAGGCAGACAGGCGAGCCCGGAUUAACCGCUGUUCAACAGAGUUCUGCAGCUGCCUCAUUAAAGAAACACUGGACAGUGAGAUCUUCCAAGUAGUGAAGGAGACUCUGCAGGAAGUGCAUUGUUUCUGCAAAUAUUUAAAGAAAUGGAGAGCUACUGCAGAAGCUCGGAAACGCCUGAGGAAUGAAAUGUGGACAUUCCCAGCAGCUCCAGGCAUGGCUGGGCCCAACUGCAAACUGAGUCCCCACCUGGAGAAUCCAGACCUGCCACACGAUGACAACCUCAGCAUCUCAUGUCUCCGAUUGCUGCAGAGGAGGAAGGAGACUGCUCAUCAAAUGAAGGUUCAAAACAUUUACCAGCAGCUCCUCUGUGAAGCUGCCUGGACUCCUUUGGAUUUGUUCACAUUGGUGGCAGAUAACUUCCCAACUCGUCAAGACAGAAUCUUCUGGAAGGUUGUUCUGCUGUUGCCAAGUGAUGAUCAAUAUGGACUUAGUGAUAACAACAGAACUUUGAUUGAUUGGCUGAAAGCAAAAUUCCAAGGAACUGAAAAGCUGGAUGAUGCUGAUAAUGUCAUUCAGACACAUCUAUGUGAAGCAGUGAAGAAGGACGAAGCAAUUGAUGUACUUGUGCACAUCUGUGUUAAGUUGACUAAAGGCCCUCUAAGUAACACAGACGUGGAUGCAAUGGAACAGCGGAAGGAACUGCUGGGAACAUCUGCUCUGAUCCUCUUGCUACCAGCUCGAGAAGAAGGCACUGACCAGGAGGAGGAGGAAGUGUACUGGCUGUCAGCAAUGCUGCAAGUCAGACAACUUUUACAAGCUAAACCUUUAAAUCCUGCAGUUCCACUGGUCAUCCUUGUUCCUUGCGAAGAAACAUCAUUGAAUGAGAAAGAGGUGAUAGAAGGUCUAAAACUUGAAGAGCUAGUAGCCACUCACCUCGUGUCUGAGUAUUUGAUUGUCCUGAUCCCGGGAAAAAGCAACUACCUUCAGGGAUCAAACAAGGUCUCUGAAGCUGUAAGGUGGCUGGCCUCAUGUUGUCCAUCACCGCCAGAGCUUUGCUGCCAGACUCUGAUCCAGUUCAUUGAGGAUGGGCUGUGCCGAGAGUUUAGUGACCAGUUUUACAAUGAUAAAUCUGAAAGGCAACAGGCUGCAUUGCCUUCCCAGGAUCCCAGCUUCAUUAUUGAGUUUUACAACAAUGUGCUGCGUUUCCUUGCAGAGGUAGUGUCCUCUGAACAACUGUACAACCUUUCUUGGCCAGUUGCUGAAUUCUGUGGACCUGUUGCUCAUGAAAUAGUGGCACACAAAGAAUGGAAUUCCAGUAACCACCUAACCUGGCUAAGGAAUGCAGUGCUGUCUUUUCAGCUGCCAGUGAUGGAUCUCCCUCCCUUGAUUGCUCCAUGGGCUAAGGUUUGUGAUAUGAUCUUCCAUUACGUGUGUCAGGUCCCAGUGUCACAGCAAACUCGUCCAUUGCUGCUUUCAAGGGUCGAGCAUCUCCUGAACACAGUCUAUAGCAAAUGGAGAGACAGCUGUCCUUUGAUGUUGCAAACCUCGACUGAUGAGGGGCCAUUGGUUUCAGAAAUACCUUGGGAUGAAAUUGUUCUCAUAUGCAUUGACCAUCGAUUGAGAGAAUGCUUAGCCCCGAAACAACCUUGUGCUUCAGAAGCUAUAAGUGAAGAUGGUCAGAUCCUAGUCUAUUAUUUUCAGGACGAUUUGAAAAAAUAUAAAUGGCCUCCGUUGUGGGAACAGGCACGAUCAAAUACCCAGAUGGAAAUCCAAGAAGCCCCUCAGAGGUUGCCACAGAAGCAGGCAUACUCCUCAGUUAAGCAGAGGUCAGAAAAGCGAUCAUACGCUGUGAAGGACAGUUCUGAAGAAACCCUUCAGGACAGGACUCCUUCUGCUCUGGAUAUUACCCAUACUGCUACAGCAGCAGAACUUCUACCAGGACGAUUGCUGUCUGAAAUUGAAAUAGAAAGAAAGGAGAAUAAAAGGUAUGAGGAGCAACUGCAUCGCUGGCUGGAUGAGGGCCCGUUUGAUUCGAUUGCUUUACCUGUUUACCUCCCACAGAGUUUGGUUUCUGCUGAAGUUGUUGUCCCUAUGCCCAGAGUGUCUACUGUAACCACAGUACAGGAGGAUGCUACUAAUGGACACAGUAAGGACAUCAGUAUGAAUAACUCAGAUUGGCUAAACGAUUCAACAAUGACCUUAUCAGAUAAACUGAAAGAGUUUAAAAGAUUGAUCCAAACCAAUCAAGAGGAAGAACUGGUUUGUGAGCGUCACCUGUCUCUCUUACUAGAAGUAGCUGAAACCUGAUGGAACCAGCAGACAAGCUGGUGUUUGACAUAUAUUAUAGACACUGCUUGAGUGGAGCUUCACUGAAGCUUGAGAACUUUUCUCAUUUCCAUUGUUCCGCUUCUUCAAAUAUGCAUUCAAUAUUUGUUGCUGCCAAUAAUGUGAUUUAAUCUACAACUUAAUACUCCAGACAAUGUUUUAACUGGAUUUCAUUCAACUUACUCCCAAUUAUUUCUAGAAAAUGACUUUCUUUAGCUACUGAAACUUUACUUUGAUUGCAGAAAAUCAACUUUGCACCUGUUAUGUUUUAGUAAAGUUAUGCUUAUUAUUGAAAUGUGGUGAUAUAUCACCUUGGUUUGCAGGUUUUUCUUCCCCAGUGAAAGGAAUUGUAAGAUGUUGACAAGGAUAACUUGCAAGCACAGUGUUAAGAUCUGUAGACACCAUGCAAAAUAAGGCAGCUUCAACAAUAAGCAUUAGGAUGAUUUGGUCUGCUGGUUUUUAAUACCUUUAGUAACACUUGAAUAUGCGAACUUCUUUGAUCAUUUAUCUUAUUUCAGAAAGGUAAAGAGGAAAAAUCAAGUUCAGACAUGUUAUUGCACUGACAGCUUUAAAAGGAACUGAAACGUUUGUGUGGUGCUUUGUAUUAUGUACAGUUUUUUUUGAGACCACAAUAGUCUUUUUAAAAGUGUAGCAGCUUCCCCAAAGGAAUGGAAAAGACAUUGUUGGUCAUGACGUAUGUAAGUUUCCUAUUUAGAGUUUUAACCUUUUUCAAAUGUAGAUAAUAUGUUUCAGAUAUUUGUUUCAUUCCUUUCCAGUAAAAGGUUAGGUCCAUGUAAAGAUUCAAUUUACAUCUGUAUGUUUUAAUGGACAUGGGAAUUAUCUGUUAUAUAAUGUAAUGCUUUAAACACGAUUAAAAUGAUUGAUCUUGCAUCUAUUUGAAAUGACUGGCUGUUGUUUGGUACAGCAAAUGAAUAGGAACAAGUAAUCACACGGUGGCUUCAAGUUACAAUUUGUUACACACUCCAGGUUGAUUUGUGUUAAUGUGUAUUCCAACAUUAAGCAUAAAAACUGACAAAAUAGUGGAUACUGUAAGUCAAAAACAAAAAUCACUGGAAAAGCUCAGCAGGUCUGGAAACAUCAGUGGAGAGAAAUCCCGAGUUAACAUUUGGGGUCAAAUGACCCUCUGGGCUGAAAAAGGGAGACAUGGAAUUGGAAAGUGCAAAUUUGACAUUUUACAGGUAUUGCUGGACCUGAGCUUUUCCAGCAAUUUCUGUUUUUGUUUCUGACAUUGUGAUGUACAGCUUGUCUAGAGAUAACUGGCAAUAAACUGUUAACACAGUUUUAAAA